UUUAAAAUUUUCACUUUUAUUUCGAGUCAAAAGUUCUCAAAUUUGUAAAUACUUUUGGAUUAUUCUAUUCAUGAAAGUAAUUUUGUUUCAUUUCUCUCCCCAAAACAGAAAUUAUUUGGAUAUGGGAUAGUUCCAGCUCGGAGUGGCAUGUUCUUCUUCAAAGGGCUUAUUUCAAACCCAGAAAAUCGAUACAUUUUCAUGCUUUAAUGUAGCAAUCUGUUGAAAUUUCUUGAUUUCAUUUGAUCUGAGAGACAUACAUUGAGGGAAAAAGAAGAUCCAUGUCAGUCAUGGCUGCAGCAAGUACUCGUUCUAUUUAUCUUCUCUUCCGAUGCCGACACGUAUUGGACACGUGCUUGAAGGUUCAAUCCAAACUCGAGUAACUUACUCUCAAGUUUCAACUGCUACAAUUCCUUAUCUCUCAUCGACGGUUUCUUCGAUCCUACGGCAUCGGUUUUACUGUAUUGAGAGGAAGGUUGAACAGAGGAUUUCAGAACCUGCCCCUCCACUUAAGUGAAGGGAUUCGAUUCGUUUGAUCUUAUUGAAGAAGUUUCUGUGUCGAGAACUAGUUCUUCUUGGUGAUUUUAGUGAAGUGUUAAGGAAGGUAAUCUUUUCUUUUAAUCUUAAAGGGGAUUUGGAGGAAGGUUGAUUCUAAUGGAGGUUUCGAUUAUGAUUCAUGUGGGAUUCGUCCUUUUUCUUCUCUGGCUACUUUCCGCCUUCAAUUGCUCCCAUGUUGCCGCAUAUUUCAUCUCCCUCAUCUAUCUCUAUCUGGUGCACGAGCGGUUCUUUUUGAAAUUGAGGAGGAAAUUGCAAUUUGAGGAGAGAAAGCAAGCUAACCAGAGAAGGGUUCUUACAGAUUCUGAAACAGUUAGGUGGUUAAACCAUGCAGUUGAGAAGAUUUGGCCUAUAUGCAUGGAGCAAAUUGCUUCUCAAAAGAUUCUCCUCCCUAUCAUUCCUUGGUUCUUGGAGAAGUACAAACCGUGGACUGCUAAGAAGGCUGUGGUUCAACAUCUAUAUUUGGGACGAAACCCACCUAUGUUUACUGAAAUGAGGGUUCUUCGUCAGCCUAGCGAGGAUGACCACUUGGUUCUGGAGUUGGGAAUGAACUUUCUUACAGCUGAUGACAUGAGUGCAAUACUUGGUGUGAAGCUGAGGAAAAGACUAGGAUUUGGAAUGUGGGCAAAGUUGCAUCUUACAGGCAUGCACGUGGAAGGAAAGGUUUUGGUUGGUGUUAAGUUCCUUCGGGAUUGGCCAUACCUUGGCCGCAUAAGACUAUGUUUUGCUGAGCCUCCAUACUUUCAGAUGACCGUCAAACCUAUCUUUACACAUGGUCUUGAUGUUACCGAACUUCCAGGAAUUGCUGGAUGGCUGGACAAGCUUUUGUCCAUUGCCUUUGAGCAGACACUUGUUGAGCCCAAUAUGUUGGUUGUUGACAUGGAGAAGUUCAUUUCACCACAGCCAGAAAAUUGGUUCUCUGUUAACGUGAAGGAACCAGUCGCCUAUGUCAUAGUUGAAGUUGUUGAAGGAGCAGACAUGAAGCCAUCUGAUCUAAAUGGUCUGGCUGAUCCGUAUGUAAAAGGUCAACUGGGUCCGUACAGAUUCAGAACCAAAAUUCAAAGGAAAACACUGUCUCCACAGUGGCGUGAGGAAUUCAAAAUCCCAAUUGUCACAUGGGAAUCAGAAAAUGUGCUUGCUAUUGAAGUUCGUGACAAGGACACAUUUGUCGACGACGCACUUGGAAAUUGUUCUGUCUGCAUUGCGGACCUGAGGGAUGGCAAACGACAUGAUAUAUGGUUGCCUCUUGAAAACAUUAGAACAGGACGAUUGCAUCUUGGAAUCACUGUUUAUGAAGACAGAAAGAAGGUGGAGGAGUAUCCUUCUCAGACAGAAACCUUGAAUGUGGAAGAGAACGAGGGUUCCCCUAAAAGUGAGACCAAAAAUGAUAAGGCUUCAACCUCACCUGUAUCGAUGGAGCCUGAAAAAGGGAUUGAUAAUUUUGAGCCCAUCGAUGUUAAAGGGCAGAAGGAGACAGGAAUAUGGGUCCACCGUCCAGGAAGCGAAGCUUCAAAAACUUGGGAGCCUCGGAAGGGACCAAGUAGGCGGCUUGAUACCGAAAUCCGUAGGGAGCCUAAUGAAUCUGUAAGCAGUGGAGAGAUAAAAUCUUGUACUAAUGAUUCAAGCAGUGCUGAUGAUAGUCCUGAGGAGAAACAUCGAAAAAUAUCAGUUCGUAGGGGACUAAGGAAGCUGAGUUCAGUUUUUCACAGGAGUCCUCGGGAUGAGGAUCGAUCAGGAAGCUUAGUGGAGUCUGCUAAAUCCCCCCAAUAUACCAAUGUUAGGGCUGCAAAUGCCGAACGGGGCGUCAAGGUUAUUCUUGUGGAUAACAUUUCCAGUACUGCUGAUAAGGUGGUAUUUACAGAAGGAAAGUCGAGCAACGAUGGUAGUGAUCCAGAGAGUCCAGGAAAAGGUGGUAAUGUGAAAGGCAUGGCUAAAAGCAUUAUCAGACAGGCUGAGAAAUCUGCUCGUAGUAUUAAAUAUGCAUUUUCACGCAAAGGCUCGAGGAGAUUCCAAAUUGAUUCAUUGGGACUGAAGGAAAGAGAUGCUGCAGUGGAAUCAGAGUCUUCUGAUGAUGAACCUGAUACACCAACUGUUUGCAACCCAACAACAAUUGUAGGAGUUCCAGUUAUCACUGAAGCCAAAGCCCCAGCUCCUCACAACAGCACCCUUAAGGAAAAUGUGUUGCCCGCUGGUUCAAGUGACAAUGUGAAGGAGAAUGGACCAUCAGCAGCAGAUAGAAGUACUGCUGCUGCAGCUCGAUCGGCAAAGAUUGAAGAUGACGAGGAUGAUAAUAAAAAACCCCGCAAUCAACGGUGACAAACGAUUGGAACUUCUAAAACCUGAACUUGGUGAUAGUUGUUAUUUCUUUCGUUGUUUGAAAGAUGGUAGGUACAGUGUGUAGGUAAAAAAAGAUGUGAAAAACAUGCAGAAGUUUGAGAAUUUGUAAAUUGAAUAGAGAUGUCAUUACCCUUAAACAAGUGCAAAAUUUAUAGAGAUUGAAGAAGUUAUUUGUGAAGAUUGUCAAAAUAAAUAAAGCAUCAAUUUUUCCUAGUUAAA
Messenger RNA from Cucumis melo (muskmelon), 3108 nucleotides. RefSeq names its product C2 domain-containing protein At1g53590. The transcript has 13 exons. Bases 652 to 2868 code for a protein of 738 amino acids. Gene Ontology annotation, molecular function: lipid binding. Lineage: Eukaryota; Viridiplantae; Streptophyta; Magnoliopsida; Cucurbitales; Cucurbitaceae. The record is from RefSeq and is a predicted model, not a curated record.